Messenger RNA from Argentina anserina (silverweed cinquefoil), 2681 nucleotides. Its product is annotated as glutamine--tRNA ligase. Gene Ontology annotation, biological process: translation; glutaminyl-tRNA aminoacylation. Gene Ontology annotation, molecular function: glutamine-tRNA ligase activity; ATP binding. The record is from RefSeq and is a predicted model, not a curated record. The coding region runs from base 120 to 2498 and encodes 792 amino acids. The transcript has 23 exons. NCBI's taxonomy places the organism in Eukaryota, Viridiplantae, Streptophyta, Magnoliopsida, Rosales, Rosaceae. Gene Ontology annotation, cellular component: cytoplasm; cytosol.
CAGCACACUGCUUGUCUGCUUCGCUGCCUCCCAGUCCCUGGUUUUAAUUAGGGUUUUCCACCACCGCACCUCACCUCUUAGCUAAGCUUCCACUCGCUUCUCCUUCGCCGCCGUUAAAGAUGCCUUCCAAGGACGACGGCGCCGCCGAUAAGGAGAGGAACCUCGAUCUCUUCUUGAAGGUCGGACUGGAUGACCGGACGGCCAAGAACACCAUCGCUAACAACAAGGUCACCGCCAAUCUAACCGCCGUUAUUCACGAGGCUGCGGUUACCGAUGGAUGUAGUCGGAGCGUCGGUAAUCUUCUAUACUCGGUUGCUACGAAAUUUCCAGCAAAUGCCCUUGUGCAUCGGCCGAAAUUGGCAGAGUACAUUGUGUCUUCAAAGAUUAAAAUGCCGGCUCAGUUAGACGCGGCUUUAUUAUUUUUUGCAAAUACAGGGCCAGGAAACUUUGAAAUAAGUGAAUUUGAAGAAGCAUGUGGUGUUGGUGUUGAAGUUUCAAAAGAAGAAAUCAAGAAAUCUGUUGAUGAGGUUUUUGAAGAGAAUAAGACUGCAAUAUUAGAGCAGCGCUAUAAAACAAAUGUGGGUGACUUAUUUGCACAUCUUAGGAAGAGACAUCCAUGGGCUGACCCAAAAAUUGUAAAGGCAUCAAUUGAUACAAAGUUGCGUGAAUUGCUUGGUGAAAGGACUGCUGAAGAUGAUGUAAAGGUUCCUAAAAAGAAGAAAGAGAAGCCUGCUAAAGUAGAGGAAAAAGCUAUUGCUGUUUCUACCCCUGAACAACCAAGUGAAGAAAUUCUUAAUCCGUAUGCCAUAUUCCCUCAACCAGAAGAGAACUUUAAGGUUCAUACUUCAGUAUUCUUUAGUGAUGGUUCUAUUCUGAGAUGUUGCAAUUCAAAGGAACUCCUUGAAAAACACUUGAGUGUGACUGGGGGGAGAGUUUUAACUCGCUUUCCUCCUGAACCAAAUGGAUAUCUACAUAUAGGCCAUGCCAAGGCAAUGUUUAUUGAUUUUGGCCUGGCUAAAGAGAGAGGUGGUAGCUGCUAUCUGAGGUUUGAUGACACAAAUCCGGAAGCUGAGAAAAAAGAAUAUAUUGAUCAUAUUCAGGAAAUUGUCAGUUGGAUGGGUUGGGAACCGUUCAAGAUAACUUACACUAGUGAUUACUUUCAAGAGCUGUAUGAUUUGGCAGUAGAGCUCAUACGACGCGGUCACGCUUAUGUUGAUCAUCAGACGGGGGAUGAGAUAAAGGAGUACAGGGAGAAAAAGAUGAACAGCCCUUGGAGGGACAGGCCAAUUGAAGAGUCGCUUAAACUUUUUGAGGAUAUGAGGCGUGGCGCUAUUGAAGAAGGGAAAGCGACUUUAAGAAUGAAACAAGAUAUGCAAAGUGAUAAUUUUAACAUGUAUGACCUCAUUGCAUAUCGGAUCAAAUUUACUCCUCAUCCGCAUGCUGGAGACAAGUGGUGUAUCUAUCCAAGUUAUGAUUAUGCUCAUUGCAUUGUGGAUUCUCUUGAGAAUAUCACCCAUUCGUUGUGCACUUUAGAAUUUGAGACACGCCGUGCUUCAUACUACUGGUUAUUGCAUUCUCUGGGCCUAUAUCAACCGUAUGUUUGGGAAUAUUCAAGACUGAAUGUCAGUAACACUGUUAUGUCAAAGCGUAAGUUAAAUCAACUAGUGACUGAUAAGUGGGUUGAUGGUUGGGAUGAUCCACGUCUUAUGACACUGGCUGGUUUACGACGUCGGGGUGUUACAUCGACUGCCAUUAAUACGUUUGUUAGAGGAAUUGGGAUUACAAGAAGUGAUUGUAGUAUGAUUCAUCUGAGUCGUCUUGAGUACCACAUCAGAGAAGAGCUUAAUAAAACAGCUCCCCGCACAAUGGUUGUGCUCGAUCCUGUAAAGGUCGUCAUUACCAACUGGAAAGAUGGUCUCAUAAAAGACUGUGAAGCAAGAAAGUGGCCGGAUUUGGAAGCGGAGUCCUACAAGGUUCCAUUUUCCAAAGUGUUUUACAUUGAGCGCUCCGAUUUUCGCCUUAAGGACUCAAAGGACUACUUUGGACUUGCUCCUGGAAAAUCUGCCCUGCUCAGAUAUGCAUGUCCUAUCAAGUGUGUGGAUGCUGUUUUAGCCGAGGAUAAUCAGUCUGUACUUGAGAUACGGGUUGAGUAUGAUCCAGAGAAGAGGACAAAGCCAAAGGGGGUGCUGCAUUGGGCCGCUGAACCUUCUCCUGGGGUUGAUCCACUCAAAGUGGAAGUUCGAUUGUUCGACAGACUAUUCAAGUCGGAGAAUCCUGCUGAGCUUGAGAAAGACUGGCUUUCUGAUCUGAAUAAUGAAUCAAAAGUUGUGAUACCAAAUGCAUUUGCUGUUCCAUCACUUGGGAAUGGUGUUGGUGUUGGUGACACAUUUCAGUUCGAAAGACUUGGCUAUUUUGUGGUCGACAAAGAUUCAACUCCUGAGAAGCUUGUAUUUAAUCGUACGGUCACGCUGCGUGAUAGCUACAAGAGUGGGAAGUAGGUCUUAUCUUUGGAAGCCUCAACAGGGAAAAAAAAAGUGGGUAGUUUUAUCGCGAAAGUUGACCUCUGUUUUUAAUCAUGUUUAGACAGUUGAUGUUAUUUCAACCAUACUGUUUGUGUAUAUUUCAAACCAAUUAUACUACAAAGUUAUAUAUACAAUUAGCAUUGCAUUGUUGUCAUCCUA